Protopolystoma xenopodis is the source of this 354-nucleotide messenger RNA. The record is from the annotation of a GenBank genome assembly. NCBI's taxonomy places the organism in Eukaryota, Metazoa, Platyhelminthes, Monogenea, Polystomatidea, Polystomatidae.
AUGGCUGGUGGAAUCGAGUGGUAUAAUGACUUCACACCAGACAUCAGAGAGCUGUUGAGCUUACUUCCAUUUCGAGUGGAAGUGUUGGGUGAAGAGAUUCAAAGGUCGGUUCCACCAGAAGACGACGGCGAUUGGCUUUACCGGAAGAUUCAUGCUGACGCUGUUUCCGAGGCAAUCUCUUCGAUUCCGGUGAAAACGUGCCAAGCUUUCGUCCGUCACAUGAUGGACAUCAUCAGAACGAGCCUUGCUGUCACAAAAGUUGUUCUCAUCCAGCCACCAGUGGACUGCAGUUUCGACCGCGCAUCAUCUGUUCCUAUCAACACUCCCCCAGCGGGAGUCGAACCGCGACAGUGA